GUUCACUUCUGCAUAGCUAUCUCGCGCCAUCUAUUCAUAUUGCAGAGCGUGCCCUUGACACUGGUGUCAGCAGCGUACGGAGACCACAGGGAGGGCAGGGUGGACAUGUCGCGGACAUCAAUGAAUUCGUCGCCGUGCCUCGAGGCCGCCUCGCCCGCGCCUCGUGCCCGCCGUCAUAAGAUAUCGAGGGUGCUUCCUGGCUCUCGCGCUGUCUGUGGUCGUCCAGCUGAUCUCUAUCUCGCCUCAGUCUACUCUCGGUUUAGUUUUGCCGUCUCUCCUCUAGUGUAUUUCUAGCCUCAUCCGACGUCGACUGACUGAUUCCGACGCGCUGCGCGACCUCAAGCGUCCCAUCUACAUCGAGCAUUCCAAUCACCUCGAGCUUUCCAUCCAUCUACCUCGUUCAUAUCCAACAUGCCGCUUUUCCGUGACCAUCCUGUGCGCUCGACUGCGGGCGUCGUGAUCGCACUGGCGAUCGCCCAUACGGUGGCGCGUGUCCUAUCUGCACCAGCCGCAUUCCACUACACCCAAGCGACGCUCGCCGUGCUCUCUAUCCUGGCGAUGAUGGUCUUGGUUACUCUACAUCACAGACGAGAGGGGCACCUCCUCACGCAGACGCAAGAGGAGAUGAUGCUGAUCGGCGGAUUCGGGCUCUUCUGGCUGGCGGCAUACAUGGGCUGGAGAGCCGUCCGCCAACGCAGUACUGGCGAUGCAGUCGCGCCUUCUACCGGCACCGGCGGUGGAGGGGCCGUCGGCAGCAGGGGUGGCUGGCCGUCACCAUGCUCCGGCAACGACUAUUACUGCAUCAUGGAGGAGUACACCUACUAUUAGGUGGGCACCCGAGUCAGGCGCUGGGCGCGGACAUGGAAUAUCACGAAUUUUUGUGAAGGCUGCGGGGAUUUUCGGCCAAACUGGGAUGCUUGACGACUACUCACUAGCCUGUAUUAUACAAAGUUCCGCAAGUGCUUCUAUUGA
Molecule: messenger RNA, 972 nt
Organism: Schizophyllum commune H4-8
Lineage: Eukaryota; Fungi; Basidiomycota; Agaricomycetes; Agaricales; Schizophyllaceae
Exons: 4
Coding region: 412-828 (138 amino acids)
Source: RefSeq, a predicted model, not a curated record